Molecule: messenger RNA, 1116 nt
Organism: Vicia faba (fava bean)
Lineage: Eukaryota; Viridiplantae; Streptophyta; Magnoliopsida; Fabales; Fabaceae
Source: the annotation of a GenBank genome assembly
AUGUCUCUGUUGAGAUUAACGUACGCUCUCUCUCUUCAGUCUUCCAACUUGUUUGUUAUUCGAUUCUUCUCUCAUAGUCACAACCCUGUUGUUGUUGAUGAUGAUGUUUUCUCAUUCAAUCGAAUUCUCAAUACAAACCUUACCCCUCCCAUCUUUGAAUUCGGUCUUUGUAACAGUGGCAAGAUUAACCAAGCCCUUCACUUUCACGAUGACGUUAUAGCUAAUGGGUUUCAACUUAAUCAUUUUAGUUAUGGAACCUUGAUCAAUGGUUUAUGUAAAACAAGAGAAACAAAAGUUGCUAUGCAGGUUCUUAAUAAGAUUGAAGGGUUGUUGGUUAAGCCGGACGUGGUAAUUUACAACACAAUCGUUGAUAGUUUGGGAAAGGAUAAACUUGUGAAUGAUGCCUUUAAUUUAUAUUCUGAAAUGAUUGUCAAAGGAAUUUCUCCCGAUGUUAUUACUUAUACUACUUUAGUAAACAACCUUUGCAUUGUCGGUCACUUGAAAGAAGCAAUUGCUUUGUUAAAUGAAAUGUUGAAAAGUAUCAUCCCGGAUGUUUGUACUUUUAGCACACUCAUUGAUGGUUUUUGUAAGGAAGGAGGGGUGGAAAAAGCUAGAGAUGUGUUGGCUGUUAUGAUAAAACAAGGCGUGAAACCUGAUGUUAUUACUUAUACUUCUUUGAUGUAUGGAUAUUUCUUGGUUAAAGAAGUGAACAAGGCUAAACACAUAUUCAACUCUUUUGUUCGAAGAGGAGUUGAACCUAAUAUUCACAGCUACAAUGUCAUGAUUUAUGGAUUAUGUAAGAGUAGAAUGGUGGAUGAAGCUGUCAGUCUCUUUAAAGAAAUGCAUUUGAAAAACAUGGCUCCUGAUACUAUAACAUACAAUUCGCUUAUUGAUAGACUUUGCAAAUCGGGGAGAACUUGUGAUGUUUGGGAUCUGAUAGAUGAGAUGCAUGAUAGAGGUCAACCAUUUGACGUGGUCACCUACAAUAUCUUAUUAGAUACUUUGUGCAAAAGCCAUAAUCUUGACAAUGCAAUAGCAUUAUUUACAAAGUUCAAACACCCGGGAUCUAAUGGUAUAUUCUGUGUUCUUUGCUUGGUUUAUGUCAUGUUUGGAUGA